Seminavis robusta is the source of this 1128-nucleotide messenger RNA. The record is from the annotation of a GenBank genome assembly. Lineage: Eukaryota; Bacillariophyta; Bacillariophyceae; Naviculales; Naviculaceae.
AUGGAAGAAUUGCCCCCGUUGAAGGCGCAGACAUUUCGCCAUCUCGUUAGCGAUCCUCCAUCUAGAAGUGCCAAGUCAACAGCGCAGUUUUCGCUUUGCACCUACAAUGUUCUCCAUCAAGAGCUCAUCAGUCCGGGUCGCUAUCCCACCGAUAAAAACACCGAGCUGGUUUUUGAUCCUUCUCGUCGACGUCGGAUGCUCCAACAGGAUCUCCAGCAGCUAGAACCUCACACGGAUAUAUUUUGCUUCGAAGAAAUGAGCCCUACCACCUACGAGGAUUUUGCCAAAUCUUUGGGGAGGAGUGCUUUUGGUGGUCAUUUGCUGAAACGACAAGCCAAUCGACCUCUCUACAAUGCCAUGUUUUAUCGCAAAUCCAAGUUUCAAUUGGAACAGCACCACGAGAUCAAUCUCCACGAAGGACUUUCAUCCCUCCAUCUACAAGACGACAAUCUGAAAGAACAUCAAGCUAUGGACUUUUUUGCCAUUUGCAACCACUUUAUUUUUAUUGAAAACGACAACAAUGCGGGUGAUAUUCCAAAACAGAACAAGAAGAAACAUUUGCUAGUCAUGAUGGCCCAUCUGCACCAUAAUCCUGUGGAUGAUGUCAUCAAGUACGCUGAAAUGAGCCAGUUGCUAAACAGCGUGGCCCGCAUCCGUCAAACAAUACGAACAAACAGCAAUGGCGAGGACGAUGUCUUUACCAUUGUGGCCGGAGACUUCAAUGCACAACCCACCAACCAAGUUUACCGCUUGGCGGUGAUGGGGGGAACACCUACCCUUUCGAGUCUCCAGGAGGAAACCAUGGUCCUCCCCACCUGGUUGGAGCAACGUCAAGCAUGGCUUCCCUUGUACCAGCAAAUCUACCAACAGACAACCAUGGUUGGAACAUUGGAUAGCGUAUACAGUGCGUACAACGAAAAGGGUGGCGAAUGUGGACAUCCUCGUUACACCAAUUUGACGGACGGUUUCAAAAACAAUAUUGACUACAUCUUGUACGACAAGAGCAAGCUGUGCCCUAUCCGCUUGCUGGAACUGGAUGUCGCAACCUAUGAAAAGGAAGACUAUUUGCCGAGUCAGUUCCAUGCGUCGGAUCAUGUCCCACUUUGGGCGGAGUUUGAAUGUAGGUGA